GCUGUUUAACAUCAGGACAGCACACGUCCUCUCUCCUUACAGCAGGGGGCCACCGCGACGGAUCACCUAUAUCCCGGUUGAAUGUUUAAACUCAACAUUUUAAGGAAUAUGAUGUGUUUUAAAAAUAUGAAUAUCGUGUUACAUGUUGAAAUCAACAGUUUUCAUCAUUCAUAAAAUGGUCAAAUAAUGAUGUGGUUACUUUUAUAAAACAGUGUGUUGCCUGUAAAUCAACAAGGAACUAGACGGGAGGGAGGCGGCAGGUAUCUUUAUGCAAAAGACCCGUGCGCUCCUUCAGGAAUUAAAACACACACCUUUACCUGGCCGCGUCACGUGAUCGAGCAUACCUGUCCACACAGUAUCACCGAGCAGCUCACUGGUCGCGGUGCUCGUCUCCUCACAGGUAGCGUCUCAAAUGUACGGCUCAUCGUAACGCCUUGUCGUCCUCCUCAAUAACAAGCGGUCCCGUGGAACCGGUUCUCCGGGUAAGGGAGUGACGCUACCUACUGCUCACCGUUCACCGAGGAGGAAGAAGAACACACGAUGACACGGUGACACAACGCGGCUCGACUGAGGCUACAAACUCAAGGAAAACACACCCGAGUACGACAAUUCAAGCUGCAUAGCAGACCCCUGAGCCCCCAGGAUGAGUCAGCGUCAGCGGGCCGCCUCCACGGGCUCCCUGGGGCCCGACGACGAGCUCAUGCCCUACAGCGACGACGAGACCGACGACGAGCUGGACGCCAGCUCUGAGGAGGAGCCGGAGGAGCCCCCGGAGCACCAACCUGGGGCCCAGCCCCCUGUGGACACCAGGUCUAGCGAUCUGGGCUGGAGCGUGAAGUCCAAUGACCGUGCGUACUACCAGCUCCCUGAGUUCCAGAGGAAGGUCUUCCUGUGCAUCAAGAAGAGCAAGUACUCUGGGAACGGCAUCAAGACCUACAAGUACAACGCCAUCACCUUCAUCCCACUCAACCUGUUUGAGCAGUUCAAGAGGGCUGCCAACCUCUACUUCCUGGCCCUGCUCAUCCUGCAGAUCAUCCCAGAGAUCACCACGCUCCCAUGGUACACCACCCUGGUCCCGCUGGUCCUGGUACUCAGCAUCACCGCCAUCAAGGACCUGGCAGACGACCUGGCCCGCCACCGGAUGGACAAGGAGAUCAACAACAGGAAGACUGAAGUGCUUCUAGACGGAGGCUUUCAGGAGACCAAGUGGAUGGACAUGCAGGUCGGGGACGUGGUCAGGCUGAAGAAGAACGACUUUGUGCCAGCCGACAUCCUCAUGCUGUCCAGCUCCAACCCCAACAGCCUGUGCUACGUGGAGACGGCCGAGCUCGACGGAGAGACCAACUUGAAGUUCAAGUUGGCUCUGAAAAUCACAGACGAGAAGCUUCAGCAGGAGCACCAGCUGGCCCAAUUCAAUGCCAUGAUUGACUGUGAGGAGCCAAACAACCGGCUGGAUAAAUUCACGGGGACGAUGCAAUGGUCCGGACACAGCUACCCCGUGGACCUGGACAACAUACUGCUCAGAGGCUGCAAGAUCCGCAACACAGACGUGUGCCAUGGCCUGGUGAUAUUUGCAGGGGCUGACACCAAGAUCAUGAGGAACGGCGGUAAGACCAGGUUCAAGAGGACCAAGAUCGACAUCCUGAUGAACUACAUGGUUUAUUCCAUCUUCGCGCUGCUGAUCCUGGUGGCUCUGGGCCUGGCCAUCGGCCACGGCUUCUGGUACGAGCAGAUCGGCUCCUUGGCCUGGUACCUGUAUGAUGGCGAGGACCGGGACUCUGUCUACAGAGGCUUCCUCAGCUUCUGGGGCUACAUCAUCGUCCUCAACACCAUGGUGCCCAUCUCCCUCUACGUCAGUGUUGAGGUGAUCCGUCUGGGUCAAAGUAAAUUCAUCAACUGGGACCUGCAGAUGUACUACGCAGAGAAGGACACACCCGCCAAGGCUCGGACCACCACCCUGAACGAGCAGCUGGGCCAGAUAGAGUAUAUCUUCUCCGACAAGACCGGCACCCUCACGCAGAACAUCAUGGCCUUCAAGAAGUGCAACAUCGGUGGAAAGACUUACGGGAAUCCCAUGACGGCUAAAGGUGUUGCACUGGACCGAGGAAGGCCGGUGGACUUCGGCUGGAACCAGUACGCGGACCCCAAGUUCGAGUUCAUGGACCAUUCGCUGGUGGCCUGCAUCCGCUCCAAGCAGGAUCAGGAGACGCUGGAGUUCUUCAAACUGCUCUCCCUCUGCCACACCGUCAUGGUGGAGCACAAAGAAGGUGAGCUGGUGUACCAGGCUGCCUCUCCUGACGAGGGCGCUCUGGUGACGGCCGCCAGGAACUUUGGCUUUGUGUUCCUGCACCGCACCCAGGACACCAUCACCAUCAAGGAGAUGGACCACGAGGCCACCUACCAGAUGCUGGCCCUACUGGACUUCAACUCUGACCGCAAACGCAUGUCCAUCAUCUUGAAGUUCCCAGAUGGCCGUAUCCGGCUGUACUGCAAAGGAGCCGACACGGUCAUCUACGAGCGCCUCUCCCCCCACUCUCUACACCAGGAGACCACCCAGACCUCCCUGGAUAUCUUCGCCAACGAGACCCUGCGGACCCUGUGUCUGUGCUACAAGGACAUCAGCCAGGCCGAGUGGGACGAGUGGUCCAGGAAGCACACGGCCGCCAGCAUAGCCACCAGAGACCGAGACGCUGCCCUGGACCAGGUCUACGAGCAGAUCGAGAACGACUUACUGAUGAUUGGAGCCUCGGCCAUAGAGGACAAGCUUCAGGACGGAGUUCCAGAGACCAUCGCCAACCUGGCCAAGGCCGACAUCAAGAUCUGGGUCCUGACGGGAGACAAGAAGGAAACCGCAGAGAACAUCGGCUUCUCCUGCCAGCUGCUGACGGACAACAUGAAGAUCCACUACGGAGAAGACGUCAAUGAGAAGCUGCGGGUGCGUCAGGCCCUCAGGAGGAACGUUGCUCCAACGUUUGGGAACAAGAAGAAACCAGCCGAGCCGUUCUUCCCCGAGGCAGGGAAAAACGCUCUGGUGAUCACCGGAGGAUGGCUGAACGAGAUCCUGUAUGAGAAGAAGAAGAAGCGGCGGCGUCUGCGUCUCCGUCGUCUCGGGCGCCGCACUCUCCCCGCCAGCCCCACGGACGGACAGCCAAUCAACGACUUCGAAAAGGAAAUGAGACAGGUGGACUUUGUGGACAUGGCGUGUGAGUGUGAGGCGGUGAUCUGCUGCCGGGUCACCCCCAAGCAGAAGGCCAACGUGGUGUCGCUGGUGAAGAAGUACAAGAAGGCUGUGACUCUGUCCAUCGGAGACGGGGCCAACGACGUCAACAUGAUCAAGACCGCGGACAUCGGGGUGGGAAUCUCCGGCCAGGAGGGCAUGCAGGCGGUGAUGUCCAGCGACUACGCCUUCGCCCAGUUCCGCUACCUGGAGCGCCUCCUGCUGGUGCACGGCCGCUGGUCCUACAUCCGCAUGUGCAAGUUCCUGCGCUACUUCUUCUUCAAGAACUUUGCCUUCACGCUCGUCCACUUCUGGUUCUCCUUCUUCAACGGUUUCUCCGCCCAGGUGGCGUAUGAAGACUGGUUCAUCACCCUCUACAACGUGUGCUACAGCAGCUUGCCCGUGCUACUAGUGGGACUAAUGGAUCAGGACGUGAACGACAAGCUGAGUCUGAAGUUCCCCAAGCUCUACCUUCCGGGCCAGAAGGGGGCGCUGUUCAACUUCAAGAAGUUCUUCAUCAGUCUGUUCCACGGGAUCUUCGUGUCGCUGAUCAUCUUCUUCAUCCCGUACGGAGCCUUCCUCCAGACCAUGGGGCAGGACGGGGAGGCGCCCUCCGACUACCAGUCCUUCGCCGUGGUGACCGCCUCCUCCCUCAUCAUCACCGUCAACCUGCAGAUCUCCCUGGAGACCUCCUACUGGACCUUUGUGAACUGUUUUGCGGUGCUGUGCAGCAUGGCCAUCUAUUUCGGCAUCAUGUUCGACAUUCACAGUGCCGGCAUCCACGUCAUCUUCCCCACCUACUUCACCUUCACUGGCACGGCCUCCAACGCCCUGCGGCAGCCCUACCUGUGGCUGACCAUCAUCCUGACGGUGGGCAUCAGCCUGCUGCCCGUCAUCUGCAUCCAGUUCCUCUCCAAGACCAUCUGGCCCUCCGUCGGAGACAAGGUCCAGAGGAACAGGAAGAAGUACGAGAUGGAGGCGGAGGAGGAGAAGAGGCCGCCCACGUUCCAGAGAGGGGGGCGCUCCCGUCGCUCGGGCUACGCCUUCUCCCACUCCCGCGGCUACGCCGACCUCAUCUCGUCGGGUCGCAGCAUCCGGCGCCGGCCCACCGCGGCCGGCGGGGCCCGGAACAGCAUCCGGGAGGGGGAGAACAUCUGACCGGGGGGCCUGCUCCGGGACGGGGGGCCUGUACAUAUUGUGGGGGGUAGCCUUCCAUGCUAGCAUGGUGUUAGCUUAGUGCUAGGUACAGGUGGGCGGGAAAAGGGAGGAUCCCACUGGACGGGAAUCCCGUCAGCGCUUUACUUACGCCAAGACUUAAGGCGUGAAGCCGGCCCCCCGCAAGGUUACUGGGCCGUAUUCAGCAAUAAAUUAUGAAAACAUUAGAUUCGGUUUGGAGAACAUUUUGGAGAUGUCUGAAGAUCACCAGCGGUGCUCCGGACCCUGAACUGGACCUGGACCCCCCCCGCACACCCCACCGACGCCAACGCCAAGGAUCCCAGGGCUUCCUUUCACGCAGGAAAUGUGUGACGUAAUGUUAUGAUACUCAGGAUUUUAAAAUAGGAGACUUGGUCAUAGUCUAGCUAACCCUUUAAUAUAUAUAUUUAAUAUGAAUGUAUAUAUUUAAUUAGUGAUUCUCCAUCCAACGCUUUAAGAAAGAAGCUUAGGUUUGUUUUUAUAUGUGACAAGGUUUUCUACUCGGUAGCAAGUGUCCAGAGACGAAGGGCUUCGACAGUCAGAGGUGAAAUGCCCUUUUGUCUUUUUAAAUGUAGUGCCGUGUCCGUGUGGUUUGAACUGCCUUACAUCUGAUGUAUUUAGUACGGCAGGUGUGUGAGCCUGAAUGAUGUCAUGCUGAAUGUAAUGGGUGGUUGUUUUUUUUGUUUUUUUGUCUUUCUGCUUCCACACCUUUCUCUCUACAAGAACUGUGUCCCUAAAGAGAAAUUAAGAAACAAUCCAACCUUGCGUUCUUAUAUUUUAGAUUUUUAAUGCACCAACCAUGAUGACUUGCUACUUCUGAGUAGCUGAACUUGAUGAAACCAAAGAGGUUUUCUUUUUUUUGUCAAUGUUUUUAUUUGAAAUCUUGUUACAGCACUCGUGAAAACUACAUUUUAAAAUAUAUCUGUUCUGUUACAUUCUCUUAUUAUUGCAGUCCAAGUGUGUAGGAUGCUUGGACGUCCAUCACUGUUUUAUCCUGUGGUUGUUAAUAAAGGCCUGUUUAACAAUCUCAA
Molecule: messenger RNA, 5442 nt
Organism: Gadus macrocephalus (Pacific cod)
Lineage: Eukaryota; Metazoa; Chordata; Actinopteri; Gadiformes; Gadidae
Gene: atp8b1
Product: ATPase phospholipid transporting 8B1
Exons: 30
Coding region: 644-4375 (1243 amino acids)
Biological process (GO): Golgi organization; phospholipid translocation
Cellular component (GO): plasma membrane
Molecular function (GO): ATPase-coupled intramembrane lipid carrier activity; ATP hydrolysis activity; ATP binding
Source: RefSeq, a predicted model, not a curated record